AUGUCCCACAGCAUAACCAGCGCGCGAUAUGCGCACGCCGAAGGAUACACCGCCGUCGCGUUCAACAGGAGCGGGCAGUUUCUCUGCACCGGCGGCAGCGACUCACUAGUUCGCGUGUUCAAGACAGGGAAGAACGAGCGCGACCAGGAGGCAAUAACAAUGGAGCAGCAUUCCGACAGUGUCUUAUCCCUGGCAGUCUCGCGAGGCAAAAUCAUCACUGGAGACGAUGAGGGCUUGGUGCUCAGCUUCGACACAGGCUCGUCAGACAUGCUGUCAGAGCAAGGCAGCAGCCUGUCUGUGCAGCCCUCGGGGACAGUUUUGCGCUCGACGCUUCCGGCGCGCGACAUCAGCAUCAGCAACAGCGAGCGGCAGGUGGCCAUCGCGACGGACGACGAAAACGUGCGGGUGGUGUCGCUCCUGGACACGUCUCUGCUGCACACUCUGGUCGGUCACCGGGGCUCGGUUAUCAGCGUGGCCUACUCGCCCGACGCGGCGUUUCUCGCGUCGAGUGGCUGCGACGGCACCGCUCGCGUGUGGGACAUGCGUGACGGCGAGCCGACUGCGUUCAAAUCAUUGCCAAGCAUGGAGCAGUACAAGGUGCGGUGGAGCCCAGACGGCCGCAUGUUCGCCAUCCCGGGUGCCGACAACUCGAUCAAGCUGGUCGAGCGCAACACCUGGGAGCCCAGCGUAUCGCUCGGCGGCAAGCACACAAAGAUGAUCACCAGCGUUUCGUGGUCGUCGAACAGCCGCUACCUGGCCUCGGUGGGGCUGGACUGCCAGGUGGUUGUGUGGGACCACGGCGCACUGCGCUUCUGGGACGACGUGGUCCCCGUCAAGCAGGGCCACGCGCCGCCAUUUGACACCCUGCCGCUCGAGACCAGCUCACUGCACAGGGACUAUCGGCAGGCCGGCACCGCUCACACCGCGACCAACGACCUGAUGAGCGACCUGUUUAACGACGCAGCCGAUAUCGAGAAUAUGGUCCGCGAUUUUGGCAUGAGCGACAGCGGCAAUGCCAUGACUGGCGGCGGCGCCGACGACGACGACGACGACAACGACGACAUAAUGGAUGGCGGGGAGGCCACGGGCGACGGACUGGACGACUUUGUUGUCGAUGACGACGGCGCCGGCUAUGCCGAGCGGCAGGAGCCAAGGUGGAUGGCCGUGGGUGACCCGACGACGCACUGCUUUCAGCCGGGCUCCACGCCGUGGAUUGGCGACCGGCGGUACCUGGCAUUCAACAUGGUCGGAAGCAUAGUCUCUAUCGCCCAGGACGACGCGCACAACACCAUCGAGGUUGAGUUCUACGACAAGUCAAUGCACCGCGACUUUCAUUUUUCCGACUCGUUCAAGUUCUCGAUGGCGGCGCUGUCAGAGUCGGGCUGCUUGCUCGCAACCACGAGCCGCGAGCUCGCCAACGACCAGUCGCUGCGCGGGGCUUUGGAUGCCGACGAAGCGUCGGUGAUCUCUUACCGCGGCCUUGCCUCGUGGUCGUCCAACUCCGAUUGGAUGUUCAGGAUGCCCGCAAAGGAGCACCCGCGGUGCAUCGCAACCUCGGCGCACGGCGCGGCUGUCAUCACUUCGCUGGGCAUGCUACGCCUGUUCACCUGCGGCGGCGUUCAGCGCCAUAUCGAGAGCCUGCCCAACCGCGUGGUUACUUGCACUGCCCACGGCGACAUGCUGUUGAUUGUCAUGGAGGGUCUGGGCACAAUCAAGUCGAGCACCGGGUCACGCCGGCUCGAGUACGAGUAUGUUUUGAUGAGCAUGGACGGGCAAUCGCGCCUGGCUGCGGGGUUCUGCCCCGUGGCGCCGGCGAGUGAGAUCGUCUGGGCGGGCUUUUCCGAGGAGGGCCACCCGGCGACUGGCGACUCGAAGGGCAUGGUGCGCGUGCUGCACAAGUACUGGGCGGCAAUGACGCGUCUCGUUGGACCGCGGGAGGCGCGAGCCUACUGGCCCGUGGCGCUGUCCGCCAAGCAGCUCAUUGCUCCGAUCCUGGACGAAAUCGACGUGGAAAUCCCUCUUUUGCAGUCCGACUCGCACACUGCCCAGCAGGAGGCCAAGUACCUGAGCACAAGCGUGUUUUACGAGCAGCAGUGUGGCGAGGCCGAGCGCACAGGCAGCGAGUAUCCUGGCGGCAAGGCAUCGCAGGCCAGGGAUGCGCUUGAGCAGGACAAGCUGCUGCUGAGGCUGAUCGCCGUGCACCAGAAGCAGUCGCUGCUGGCCGAGCGUCUGAUGCGGCUGAAGGAGUCAAAGUUUUCUAGCAAUGCAGAUGACGACGACGAAGUGGAGGAGGAGGAGGACGUUGACAUGGAGUCUGAUGGCCAGAAGGGAUUCAGAUCGUCCACGGCUGUUGCUGCUGCUGCGGCGGCCGCCACGUAUGGCCGUGGCAAGCAGAGCGACAGCGAGGACAGCGUCGGUGGUGAUGAGGACGAUGUGUUUGGAAUGGCGGCGCCCGGUGCAGAUGUUGGUCUCACAAUCGCGCGGCCACCGAGGUCUCUGCUGCAGCAAGCGGAAGGACUAGCAGCAGCAGCAGCGCUCGCCCCGACGACAUCCAAGCCGUUCAACCCAUUUGGAGUGGUGUCGCCAAGUAAGUCGAUGGAGAUCAAGCGCAGCGACAGCUUUUUUAAUGCGGCGGACGCGCAUAGCUCGGCUCUCAGCAGAGAGGCAUCUGCUGCCAACCUUGGCGGCGGAUCAUUGACUACCACCACCAAGCGCCAGAAUCAGCUUGUCGCUGACGACGAUGAUGGCAGUGCUGGUCCGCGCAAACUGGCCAAGAAGGCAGCGGCAGCGGCAGCGGCGGAUUCCAGCAGCGGCACAAAGGACCGCGCCCAGUCGAAGCUUUUUGCGUUUGCGUUCAAAAGGGACGACAGCAAAUCAGGGGCGACCUCAGCGCUGCCCAAGCCAAUGGCGGCCGCUGCUGGCGCCAGCGAAAACGGUGACUGUAAUGGUAACGAGGACAUCAUUAGCGAUGUUAAUUGUGAUGGUGAUGACGCUGCCUUUGCUGACUAA
Molecule: messenger RNA, 3009 nt
Organism: Kickxella alabastrina
Lineage: Eukaryota; Fungi; Kickxellomycota; Kickxellomycetes; Kickxellales; Kickxellaceae
Exons: 9
Coding region: 1-3009 (1002 amino acids)
Biological process (GO): mitotic cell cycle; DNA repair; DNA-templated DNA replication
Cellular component (GO): nuclear replication fork
Molecular function (GO): chromatin binding; protein binding
Source: RefSeq, a predicted model, not a curated record